Molecule: messenger RNA, 1695 nt
Organism: Penicillium soppii
Lineage: Eukaryota; Fungi; Ascomycota; Eurotiomycetes; Eurotiales; Aspergillaceae
Product: sugar porter family MFS transporter
Exons: 3
Coding region: 1-1695 (564 amino acids)
Biological process (GO): carbohydrate transport; transmembrane transport
Cellular component (GO): plasma membrane
Molecular function (GO): carbohydrate:proton symporter activity
Source: RefSeq, a predicted model, not a curated record
AUGGGUGUUUCUACUUUCAUGGACAAGUUGAAACCUGGGAAGCCUGAAUCUCAGUUCUCUUCCCAGGCCGCAACUCCCUCGCGUGCCGAUUCGACUACUGCUGAAAAGGAUCACCUCACACUCGAUGACAGCCCUGUCAAGUAUCUCACAUGGCGAUCCUUCAUCCUCGGCUUGUGUGUGUCAAUGGGUGGUUUCAUCUUCGGAUACUCUACUGGUCAAAUCUCGGGUUUCACCACCAUGGUUGACUUCAAGCAACGCUUCGCUGAGUACAAUGCUGCCACCGGUGAAUAUGCCUUCAGUAACGUCCGCAACGGUCUCAUUGUUGGUCUGCUCUCUAUCGGAACUAUGAUUGGUGCCCUGGUUGCCGCCCCCAUCGCGGACCGCAUUGGCCGCAAAUUCUCGAUCUCCUUCUGGGCCCUUCUCCACAUCGUCGGUAUUAUUAUCCAGAUUGCUACCACUGACAAGUGGUACCAAAUUGCCCUGGGCCGUUGGGUCGCUGGUCUGGGUGUUGGUGCGCUCUCUAGCGUCGUCCCCAUGUACCAGUCUGAGUCUGCCCCUCGCCAGGUCCGCGGUGCCAUGGUCAGUGCUUUCCAGCUGUUCGUCGCUUUCGGUAUCUUCAUCUCCUACAUUGUCAACUUCGGCACUGAGACUCUCGAAAACGAUGCUUCGUGGCGCAUCACCAUGGGCAUUGGAUUUGCCUGGCCUCUUAUCCUCGGUAUUGGUACCCUCUUCCUUCCCGAGUCCCCCCGUUUCGCCUACCGUCACGGCCGUACCGAGGAGGCUCGCAAUGUUAUGUGCAAGCUCUACGGUGUCCCCCACAACCACCGCGUCGUUGCUCAGGAGAUGGCCGACAUGAAGAUCAAGCUUGAGGAGGAGCUCGCCAACGGUGACGCUCCCUGGCAAGAGGUCUUCACUGGUCCCCGCAUGCUCUACCGUAUCAUCCUCGGAAUUGCCCUCCAGUCCCUCCAGCAGCUGACUGGUGCCAACUUCAUCUUCUACUACGGAACCAGUAUCUUCCAGGGUAUUGGAUUGAGCAACUCCUACGUCACCUCCAUCAUCCUCGGUGCUGUCAACUUCGGUAUGACCCUUCCCGGUCUUUACAUUGUCGAGCACUACGGUCGCCGCAAGUGUCUGAUGUACGGUGCCGCUUGGAUGUUCGUCUGCUUCCUGAUCUGGGCCUCUGUCGGCCACGAGAUCUUGAACUCCGACCCUACCAACCACCCCGCUGGUGUUGUUAUGAUUGUGUUCACCUGCUUCUUCAUUGUCGGAUUCGCCACCACCUGGGGUCCUAUUGUCUGGGCUAUCUGUGGUGAGAUGUACCCCUUCAAGUACCGCGCUGUCUGCAUGGGUGUUGCUACUGCUGCCAACUGGACCUGGAACUUCCUCAUCUCGUUCUUCACCCCCUUCAUCUCCAACACCAUCGACUUCCGCUACGGUUACGUCUUCGCUGCUUGCUGCUUCCUCGCUAUCCUCGUUGUCUUCUUCUUCGUCAACGAGACCCAGGGCCGGACCCUUGAGGAGGUCGACACCAUGUACGUCCUCCACGUCAAGCCCUGGAAGUCCGCUGGCUGGGUUGCCCCCGAAGGAAUUGUUGCCGAUCUCCACGGCCCCAACCCCCUGGACGGCCCCAAGCAGGGUGAGGCUGGCGCUAGUGAGCACCAGCACCACGACGUGACCACUGAGAUCCGGGAGUAA